Molecule: messenger RNA, 1797 nt
Organism: Polypterus senegalus (gray bichir)
Lineage: Eukaryota; Metazoa; Chordata; Cladistia; Polypteriformes; Polypteridae
Product: zinc finger BED domain-containing protein 4-like
Exons: 2
Coding region: 175-573 (132 amino acids)
Source: RefSeq, a predicted model, not a curated record
UCUAGUCUAGGUGCAAUAAAGUGUGUUUUACUGAUUAAUUUUAUCUGGUGUGAGACUCCUACUCUGUUCGGCAAUAACUCAAGAGAGAAAAAUCGUCCACAACUGCAAAAGGUUUCACAUUUUGCCACAACAACGGAUUUAUGGUCAAGCCGAACAUCCGAGCCAUACCUUUCCAUGACGGUGCAAUUCAUUGAAGAUCACACUGGCGACAUCAUUGCGCAAGGUCUGAAAUAUGCGCUGGCAUCAUGGUCACUGCGAGAAGACCGCACGGUUUGCAUGACAACAGACAGCGGGGCUAAUGUUGUCAGUGCACUACGGAUUAAUAACUGGAAGAGGCUACCUUGUUUUGGGUAUAGGCUUCAUAUUGCAACUGAGAGGAGCAUGCGGGAUCCAAGGAUAGACAGAGCCAUAGGAGUUUGCAAAAAGGUGGUCAGAGCUUUUUACAGUAGCUGGAAAAAAAAGAAAGCACUUGUUGAUGCACAAGAGGAACUCAAACUUCCAAUGCAUAAACUUAUCACUGAGUCACCAACAAGAUGGGGCUUAAGAUGGCACAUGAUAGAGAGAUUUAUUUAACAAGAAAAAGUCAUUCGUCAUGUUUUGACUGCAGACAAAAAGAACAGGCAUCUUGUCCCAACAUGGCAAGAUGUUGAAGUGCUGGAGGCAGUAAGUAAAGCACUAGGCCCUCUUCUGGAGUUCACAGAUACUCUUUCAGGUGAGCAACUUGUAACAGUUUCUUUCUUAAAACCUGUGCUGGCCUUAUUCAACUCUGAUGUCCUGGAGGUGAAGUCUGAUGACACAGACCUAACCAAAAAGAUUAAACAAGCCAUUCUAGAGUAUCUGAACUCCAAAUACACAGAGGACUUUGUAGACGAACUGCUGGGUUUGGCUUCCACACUUGACCCACGGUUCAAAAAUCGCUUUAAUAAUGAUGAAAGGAUCGAAGCUAUUAUGAUGACAGCUGCGAGAGAACUCAUGGCUGUGGCGACAGAGGAGGACAGCCCUACAUCAGGACGCUCAACUGCUUCAGCUCACCCAAUGGCUGCAGAAACUGAAUCAGGUGAUAACGCAAGGGAGGGAGUAAAAAGAAAAAAAAAGUAUUUUGGCAGCUAUUUCAAAAAGGCACAGGAAUUCAGAGGACGAGUCUCUGCCCACUGCCAUUGAAAAAGAGAUCAAGAGCUACUUAAUGAUACCCAAGGUGGACAGUGAGGUAAAUCCACUUGAGUGGUGGAAAACACAAGAAGUAAAUUUCCCCAGACUGAGGAAACUAGCAAAAGAGUACCUGAGCAUUCCUGCCUCAAGCAGUGCUUCUGAGAGGGCUUUCAGUACCAGAGGAAAUGUUGUAACAUGUAACCGUGAUGGUUUGAAGCCAGAUGCUGUGGACAGGCUGGUGUUCCUUAAAAUUUCUCCAGUAGAAUUUUAUAGUUCUCAUAACUUUCUCAAAACUCACAGCCUUGUGCAAUACUGGACAAAGGAAGUUAGUAAUUUCUUUAAUAGUGUUCGUUUGUGUAAAACUUGUUUACACAUGCUACUUCUGCAGUAUUCGAUAGAUGUUUACAGUAUACUACAAUAUGUUAGAUUUGUGUUCUUGCUUGCAUGCCGCACAUGUUCAGUUCAUGGCCCUUAAUUGUGAUGUACAAGUAUUUUAUUCCCUGUGCAUUUAUAGUUUGUUUACAUGAAUAGUAGGUGCUCUCAUUUUAAUAGUUUUGUUGGUCUCAGUGCAAAUGUUUGUGUACAUCCUGUAGGCCACUGUUCAGUUAUGUACUAUAAUACAAACCGGAUUCCAAAAAAGUUGGGACA